AUGAACUUGUCGAUUUACGCCAACUCGCUCGGCACGUACCAGCUGUUCAAGCUCCUCUGUGUGCCCACCAUCAUUGUGAUCAAGUAUCUGAAAGCCGGCGAGGUUGUCUCGCGCAAGGUCAUGGUGGCUCUGGCCAUUCUCCUUGCCGGCGUUGGCUGUGCCACAGUAACCGAUGUCACGCUCUCCUCGACUGGGCUCAUGAUCGGCCUUGGCGCAGUGGUCUCGACCUCGCAGUUCCAGAUCUUUCAGGGCUCGUGCCAGUCGUCUGCUGGCGUCACCGCCAUCCAGGCGACGGCAUCUGUCACGCCGUACCAGGCGGCGUUUGCCGGAGGCAUUGCGCUCUUCGUUGAGGUGCCGGGCAAAAACUCGGUACUCGACUAUGAGAUGAGCGCAACUGCGGCGGUGCUGAUGGUGUGCUCGUGCGCUGGCGCGGUUGCAGUUAACCUCGCCGCCUUUGCGCUCAUCGGCAAGACGUCUGCUGUUACGUAUCAAGUUGUGGGCCAUGCCAAGACGGUCCUCAUCUUUACCGCCUCGUUCAUCCUGUUCCCCUUCCACGGUGACGUUGUCUCCUCGCUCUUCAGCAUCACGCUCGCCAUUGCUGGCGCGGUUCUUUACGGUCACAUCAAGGCCAAGGCCAAAGCAGGCGAGCCCGAU
Messenger RNA from Thecamonas trahens ATCC 50062, 654 nucleotides. RefSeq names its product drug/Metabolite transporter superfamily protein. Gene Ontology annotation, molecular function: nucleotide-sugar transmembrane transporter activity; antiporter activity. Lineage: Eukaryota; Apusomonadida; Apusomonadidae. Gene Ontology annotation, cellular component: Golgi apparatus. The annotation marks the transcript as partial. The transcript has a single exon. The record is from RefSeq and is a predicted model, not a curated record.